This is a messenger RNA of Rhodotorula graminis WP1, 1501 nucleotides long. RefSeq lists its product as uncharacterized. The record is from RefSeq and is a predicted model, not a curated record. NCBI's taxonomy places the organism in Eukaryota, Fungi, Basidiomycota, Microbotryomycetes, Sporidiobolales, Sporidiobolaceae. The transcript is spliced from 3 exons. Bases 1 to 1347 code for a protein of 448 amino acids.
AUGUCGUCCCUCGCUCCUCCCUCUUCCUCGUCGUCGCCGAGCAAGCCCAACUUUGGCGAGAAGGGCCACCGCAACCUCGAGCCGCCGGCGCCCCUCCCGGCGUCGAGCCGCCCCGUCAAGCAGAAGAACCAGCUCCCGCUCCUCAACCUCGUCAAGGUCCCGCUCCGCGUCCUGUCGCCGCCAAAGGCGACCGGCAUGGUCGGCUCGGUCCGCUCGCUCAAGGCGACGCCGUUGAACGACGUGCGCCUCGCCGACGUCAUCGCCAACAAGCACCUGUCGCCGCUCUCGCUCAAGGACUUUGAGGGCUACCUCGUCUUCAAGGAGUACUCGGCCGAGAACCUGUACUUCAUCCUGUGGCUCAACGAGUACGAGAAGGAGUACAAGGCGUUCCUCGCCGACCCGAGCGUCGCCAAGAAGGACGCCGCGCCGACGUCGACCCUCGAGCCGUCGACCGACCCGCUCGCGACCCGCACGGCGUCGCACCUCCCCGAGUACCUCGCCGAGUCGCUCCGCCGCGGCCUCGACGUCUUCUUCGCGCCGGACGGGCCUCUCGAGCUCAACCUCCCGCGCGCGACGCGCGACAAGGUCCUCGUCGAAGCCGGCACGAGCGGCGACCCGCGCGACUUUGCCGAGGCGCGCGACAUCGUCGAGCACUCGCUCAACCGGUCGCUCGCGCAGCACGCCAAGAGCUGCGUCGCCAACGCCGGCCCGAGGCGCCUCACGUUCUGCUUCUGCCUCGGCCUGAGCAUCUUCUGCCUUGGCCUCAUCCCUCCUCUCGUCGCCAUCCUCACCAACCACGCCCGUGGCUACCGCGUCAUCGGCCUGCCCUUCAUCGCGUUCGGCGCCGCCGUUAUGGUCAUGGCGCUCAACCGGAUCUGCGGCGUCAUCUGGCUCCUUGGCGAGGACCGCCAGCUCCUCCCUUGGGAGCUCGCCGCGCCGACCGUCACGUCGGGCUCGAUCGUGCCCAUCGCGUGCCCGACGACGCCGAGCUCGGCCUCGUCGUGGGAGGACGAGUCGAGCUACGGCUCGGACGACAAGGACGCGUCGUUCCGCACCCAGACGUCGGCCAACCCGUACCCCUGGGAGAAGCAGGACGCGAGCGACGUCACGGCGACCCUCCCGCCCCAGUCAGCGAGCGCGUCGUCUCGUCCGCCGUCGUACCGCUCGCAGGGCCAGUCGUCGCGCGGCGUCGUCCCCGAGUCGGCGCCCGUCUGGGGCCCGGUCACGGCCGUCUUCUCGCCCGACGUCGCUCGCGCCCAGUGGCGUGUCGCCGUGUACGCGCUGUGCGUCGGCGCCGUCGCCAUGGUCGUCGUCGGCGUGCCCUUGAUGGCCGUGCCGAACAAGUAGAGCCCGCUCUCGAGCUGCAUCCCCUUCCGACAACCCCUCUCGCACUCCUUCCCCUCUUUGUCAGUGCCACCACAUCCCCCUGUCGCCCUAUGUCGCGGAUCGCCUCGUCUGUCCUCGUCUGUACUUGUCUCCUGCAUCAUGGGCUAAUUUCGCG